AUGUCAUCAGGAGAUCCUGUCGUACAGACAUUAGAUGGAGGAAAAUAUGAUUUUAACGGUCAUGGUGAAUAUGUAUUUCUGACAGACGGGAAAAACUUUGAAAUACAAGCUCGAACAGAGUAUGUCGUGCCGGGAAACAAGGAUGCGACAUAUUUUUCUGCCUUUGCAUUGCUUGAUAAAACAAAAAAAACGUCACACGAGAAAAUAGAGCUUCAUUACGAUCGGGAAGCAGAUGAUAUUAAAUUUGUUCGGAAUGGUACAUAUAACAGCAAAUGUAAUGCGUCAUCAAUGUUAGUACAUGGGAGACCUUAUCCUUGUGAACUUCCAAUAAGAUAUAACUGUGUUGUGAUUCCUGGUGGUGGUAAAAUAAUUAUACAAAACUGUGGUUUCGGAUCUUAUAUCAAACAGCUGGAGUUUGGCACUGACAAUUUCCUGAGUGUACAGAUCAUCAGAAACUCUAGGGCAAAUAUAACAAACAUUACAGGCCUAGUAGGACAUCGGGAGGAUGGUUUCUACAUUAUGAGAAACAACACAAAAGUUUCUGAAAAUGCACCUGCAUUAUCAUUCUUUCAACUUGGCGAAUCAUGGUCAUUACGGAGUGAGUCGGAGAGUGUUUUCAUGUAUAAACAGACUGGCGAAAAUUUUACAAUUUACAACAAACAUCAUUCAAGACCAGAGUUCCUUGAAGACAAACUUGGCAACUUGACGGCAUUGUUCAAAACCUUUACAGCCGAAAAUAUUUCACUUUUCAACAAAACGUGUAGAAAUUAUUGGAACAAUGAGCCCAAUAAUCAGUGCCUUCUUGCCAUUGCAAGAACAAGGGAUUAUAACCGCGGAUUAGAUGUGAUGCAAGAGGCAAAUGCAACACGUUACAAAUGGGAAAUUCUCCAUAAUGAAGCUCCGAAUGUAUCAUCAGAUUUUCCAAAAAAUAUCACUGUCAAUAUCAAUUCAACAUUUACCAUUAAUCUUACUGAAUAUGUUACGGAUAAUAAUACAUGCCCUGAAAAGCUCGUGUUCGAUGUUGUCACAAAUCUAACAAAGGAAGAGUAUUCCAUUGACAGUGGAAUUUUCACAUGGAACGUUGGCACCGGUUUACGAGAAAUAGACACAGGCAUAAAAUUCAUCGUAUACGACAAAUUUAAUGCUAGCAGCGUUUUCAGUUUCUCAAUCAAUUACUGUGGAUGUAGUGAAGUUUCGUUUUGUUCAUUUCCUAAAUCUAUGGACCAUCCUUCAGAUACUGUGGUGAAAGCCUCAUGUGUUUGUCCAGCAUACGCUAGCGGAAAGUAUUGCGAAGUUGUCAAAGAUGUUUGUCCGAAAUAUAACUGCUACAAUAAUGUUUGUAAUGUGAUGGUUUACAAGUCAAAACCUUCGUGGCCAUGCGGCCCGUGUCCAGAGGGAAGGGAACAUUCGAUGCUUGGAUAUAAUCAGACAUGCACAGGUAACGUAGAAUAAAACCUAAAA
Molecule: messenger RNA, 1461 nt
Organism: Ruditapes philippinarum (Manila clam)
Lineage: Eukaryota; Metazoa; Mollusca; Bivalvia; Venerida; Veneridae
Product: mucin-like protein
Exons: 8
Coding region: 1-1452 (483 amino acids)
Source: RefSeq, a predicted model, not a curated record